CUCUCUCGUUCUUCACCCUCCUCUUCCUCUGUUAAAGGGACAGUUUCUGGGUUUUCGUCUCUCUCAGGAUGUCUGGAGGUGAAUCAGCAGGAAGCAAACUGCUGUCGGUGGACUUCGAGAUCUACGGUCAUGUUCAGGGAGUCUGUUUCAGAAUGUACACAGAGAAGGAGGGUCUGCAGCUCGGUCUGGUCGGCUGGGUGAAGAACACCCACAGUGGGACGGUGGUCGGACAGGUUCAGGGUCCGGCUGACAAGGUGGCGGAGAUGAAGGUGUGGCUGAGUAAAGAAGGAAGUCCGAGCAGUCGUAUCACCAGAGCCUCCUUCACCAACGAGAGAUCCAUCGACAAGCUGGAGCUCUCUGGCUUCAGGACUCGCUUCUGACCAACGAAUCAAACGCACCC
This is a messenger RNA of Scomber japonicus (chub mackerel), 400 nucleotides long. RefSeq names its product acylphosphatase-2-like. NCBI's taxonomy places the organism in Eukaryota, Metazoa, Chordata, Actinopteri, Scombriformes, Scombridae. The record is from RefSeq and is a predicted model, not a curated record. The coding region runs from base 69 to 380 and encodes 103 amino acids. Gene Ontology annotation, molecular function: acylphosphatase activity. The transcript has 4 exons.